CAUACAACGGAGCUGUCGGUCAAGCGCGUGUGGCCUGUGCGUCUUAAUUUACUUUUUUUUUGUGUUACUUUUCGACAGAACAUACAAGACAUAUUUCCAAAAAUACAAAAAAAUAAAGCGACGCGUCGAACAGUGUGUGCCUAUUUUGUUGUUACUGUGUUACCUGCUGUGUCCUAAUUGAAAUAUUAAUGCGCUCAAGUGCAUUCGAUAAGAGACUGCGUCCCUGCCCUUUACAUAGCUCCACCAGUAAUUAUCAUCACAUCAAAUAACGAAUUGUGGUGCGUUGUUGUUGUUGUUGAUCUUCUCGUUGAUCUGCAAAGGGUGCUGCUAGCUGCGCUAUGUGGAGUCCAACACAUUGCAGUGUAACUGUUCAGCGUGCGCGAGGUCUUCUGACCAAGGGCAAGAAUGGCACCAACAAUUGCUUUGUCACAAUUGCACUGGGCAAGGAGAAGUACCAGACAUCGGUCAAGGACAAGGCCGAGAAUAGCGUCAACUGGAACGAGGAGUGCGAACUUAAAAUUCCGGAUCAGGGCAAUCGAGCGGAGCUGACGCUAACAUGCCUGCAUCGCAACAAUCUGGGCAUCGAUGAGUUCCUUGGGCAGGCGACGCUGCCACUGAAGGACAUGGACGUCUAUGAUCGUCCUCGGGCCAAGUGGUGCAAGCUGGAGAGCAAGCCGGGCAAGGAGAAGAAGAACAAGGAGCGCGGCGAAUUGGAGGUGCGCAUCGCAUUCGUUGUCAAAUCGGGUUCGCUGACCGAUCUAAGCAAGAAGGACAAGCACAAGUCUUCCAUUGGCCAGCUGGCCAGCUCUGUUGGCGGCAGUCUGCUCUCAAUUGGCCAGGGCGAGAAGCGGAAGAGCAUUAAGAAGCUGGCCGGUUCGCUUAGCUCCAAGUUGCACAUACGCAGCAAGAAGAAGCACGACAAGGAUGGCGAUGACAGUGGCUCGUUUAGCGGCUCCUUUGCCAGCAUCGGUACACCGAACAGCUCCACCGGUUUGGGCGUCAUCGGUGGCGGUAGUGGUCGUAGGCGUGGCCAGCGCGCCGGCGAAGCCGAUCCCGGCGUCAUCAGCGAGGACGAGGAUGAGUUUGUGUUCGACAAUCUGUCGCACAAGAGCUCCGGCAGCUCACUGAACAUACAGCGAUCGGGUCUGCAGCCACCGGGAGCGCUCACAUCCUCAUCCUCGGGCCAUUUUGCGCCGCGCGUUCCAUCGCCGCUGCUGAUCAAUGGCAAUGGUGGUGGCCCCAAGGGUAAACUGAACGGAGGUAAGCCCAAAUUGCAAGAGACACUCGAUGAGGAUGCCAAAUCGAUCGUUGCCGAAAUGGAACAGCUUGAGCUCGAUUUCAGCGUUCGUGCACGCACUCUGCCGCCUCCCUCGAAGCCGCCGCGCACCCCGUCGUCGCCACAAGAGCUGCAAAUGGAGCGUGAACGCGAGGGGGAUGGUCAAGGUGAUGGACGUGGCCAGGGACAAGGGCAAGAGCAGGGCCAGGGUCAGGGCCAGGGGCAAGGUCAGGGAUUGGGACUGGGACUGGGACUGGGAGCGGGACUGGGGCAGGGGCAGGGGCAAGUGGAACCACCAGUGGCCGAUGAAUGGGAAUCGAAAUUGCAUGGCGGCGGUAAAUAUUUAGAGAUGGGCAUCAGCAGCAGCGAUUCCCUCAAGCGUCGCAGCUGGGAGACGCGCGUGCCGUUGCCAGCAACCAGCGAGGAGCCGCCACCGCUGCCAGCUGCCAGCGCCUCCUUCACCGCAUCCAUCUCCUCCUCCUCCUCCAGUUCGUCAGACAGUGAGGACGAGCAGGAGCUGGAGCGGGAGCGGGUGCAGACGCAGAAGCAGCAGCAGCAGCCAGUGCAGGUGGAGGUGCAAGUGUCACCGCCGCCCUUGCCUAAGGGGAGCAACACCAACAACAACAACAACCAGCAGCAGCAGAGGGAGAGCGUCAGCUCUUCUUCGUCGCUGUUCUCGCCGGACGUGAACACACGCAACUUUGACUCGUUCAAUGCGAGCUUCGCCAAGUUCGAGCAACGCAAUAGCACCGCCAUCUUUGCGGACGAGCCGCUCUCCAGAUCCAUAUCCAAAUCGAAUUCACAGCUAGAGCAGCAUGUAGCACCAAAGCCGCAGCCGCGUUUGCUAAAUGGCGAACAGCAACCGGGCGUGGCCAAAGCCGAGGCCGUAGCAGAGGCAGAGGCGGAGGCGGAGGCAGCACGUCAGCUGCGCGCCGAGGAGGAUGCCCGGCUGGAGGCCGAGCUGCGUUUGAAUGAGCAGCGGCUGCGCGAGGAGGAGGCGGCCAUGCAGCAGGAGUUGCAGCUGCAGCGGGAGCUGGAGGAGCAGCGGCGUCGCGAUGCCAAGCGCCGCGAGGAGGAUCAAAGACUCUUGAGCUUUGCCAAGCGCUCCAGCUCGCUGGAGGAGCAACAGACACAGACACAGACACAGAAACAGUCGCAGCCAGCAGUGGAGGAUCAGCAACUUAUCGCACCCGUUGCAAUUCCGCUGGCGGUUGUGGCUGCUGCUGCCACUGAUGAUGUAGAUCCAAGCAUUGAGCACAACUUCCUAACGCCCGAGCAAUCGCCGAAGGAGUUUAGCAGCAUUGGCGGCGGCAGCGGCAGCGGCGAGCGCUGGGAGAAGCGAUUGGGCAAAUUUAAAUACGGCAAUAAGCGAGAUAAACAGAACGAUACGGAUAGCAAUUCGCCCAGUCCCAAAUCCACGGAGCGCAUCAUCAUUGGCCACGAGAAGUCCGGUUCGCAUGCGGAACGUCGCUCCGAGAUCUCUGCACAGUUGUCCAAAAAAUACGAGGGCAAAUCCCGGGAGGAGCUGAUGCUGAUUGCCAAUGGAAUGGAGAAUGAGGCGUUGCUGCAACGCCAGCGCGUCAAGGAGCUGGAGGACUAUCUGGACAAUUUGCUGUUGCGCGUGAUGGAAACGCAUCCGAAGAUCUUGCAGAAUCCCUAUUCGCGCACCACAUCGGCCAAAAGCGGUUAAGUCUGGAUGGCAUCCAAACUUUGUUGGAUGUGAGGAGGAAGCAAGAAGCAGGAAGCAGGAAGGAGGAGCAUAGAUGAAUGAAUGAAUAUUAAGAAACUGAUGGGCCGCUUUUAUAUGUGACAUAGAAAUCAAAUGAACACCAAGUUGCCUUUUGUCAUUAGAGAAAUUCAAGUGCUUUCUUAUUAUACUGGUUUAGCAUUACUUUUACACGAACUACUUUUACAACUCUUACCAUUUAAGCAGUGUAAUUUUUUUUUGUUGUUUUUCACCACAAAUAACUCCUAACAACUGGUUGGCCCAAAGCAAAUAUGUGUAGCGAGAACUUAUCCGGUGUGUUUUGUAUUUUCGUAGAAUUAUACUCAGUCUUUCGUUUCCCCUAUUGUUUUUUUUUGUUUUGUAUUUUUUUUUUUUCGCUAUUUCUGUAUUCGAACGAAGAGCAGUGUGAAAUUAAAUUAAAUUAUUUGUAACAUAUAAAAUGAUUGUAAACAAUUUGCUAGGCAAUUGUAAAGCUUUGUUUCGAUUCAACUAAUCAAUUGAAAUUAUCCAAAAGUAUUUUUUAUUUGCAUUUCAAAAUGUGUCCCGUUUUCUGUGAAAGAGUUCCGCAAGCCGGCUACGAUUAAAACAAUUUAUAGUUAAGUAAGACCUAAAUUAUUUAUGUACUAGAUGUUAAGUAAGAUGGAAAAUGAGCAAUAAGCGAGGAGAGAACUACAUACAAGUUAAAAACGAUAAAUGAUUUUACUUAUUAAACAACAAAUAAAAACACUUAAUAUUGAUAUUAAA
Drosophila grimshawi is the source of this 3746-nucleotide messenger RNA. It is a transcript of the gene Rip11, whose product is annotated as rab11 family-interacting protein 1. The record is from RefSeq and is a predicted model, not a curated record. Gene Ontology annotation, molecular function: small GTPase binding. Gene Ontology annotation, cellular component: intracellular membrane-bounded organelle. Gene Ontology annotation, biological process: regulated exocytosis. Bases 339 to 2966 code for a protein of 875 amino acids. The transcript is spliced from 6 exons. NCBI's taxonomy places the organism in Eukaryota, Metazoa, Arthropoda, Insecta, Diptera, Drosophilidae.